Eurytemora carolleeae is the source of this 444-nucleotide messenger RNA. RefSeq names its product oocyte zinc finger protein XlCOF29. The record is from RefSeq and is a predicted model, not a curated record. Lineage: Eukaryota; Metazoa; Arthropoda; Copepoda; Calanoida; Temoridae. The transcript has 4 exons. Bases 1 to 444 code for a protein of 147 amino acids.
AUGGCAGAAAUAUUUAAAGAAGAAUUUAAUAUAGAAGAGUUUGAGAUAAAAGAAGAGAUACUUUCCAUCAAGGAAGAAAUCCUUCCCUCCUCUUUUGUAGAGGAUACAAGUACUGUUAAUCUAAACAAAGAUGAUAUAAAGAUGGAAAAUACAGAAAUGCAAGAUACGAUUGAGAAUCAACCUGUAUUUGAUCCUGAUUUUCACACAGAACUAAUCAUUAAAGAUGAAAUAGAGGAUUCAGGAGAAAACAUGGAUCAAGGAUUUGAGCCGGAACUAAAGAGAACUAAAAGAAGUAAAGUGGGAUUUCCUUGUAAUAAAUGUGAGCAUGUUGCAACCAGAGCUUAUUACCUGAAAAUUCAUGUUGAAAAUAUACAUGAAGGAGUGAGAUAUCCUUGUUCUCAAUGUGAGUAUUCUGCAACUACAAUAGAAUGGAAGAGCUGGUGA